GCUACGUGUUCAUAUUCGCGACAGUUCAGGAAGCAUCCACAUACAGCUUCAGAAACAAGUCAGACCUGGGGAUUUCUUUUGGAAAAUAGUACACCAAAACCAGCACCAUGUUGCCGACCACUUCGCCGCAAAGCAACGGCGCCCUCAGUUCGCGCGAUGCUGCACGUCACACGGCGGGAGCAAAGCGCUACAAGUACCUCCGACGGCUGCUCCAUUUCAAACAGAUGGACUUUGAAUUCGCCCUGUGGCAGAUGCUUUACUUGUUCACGUCGCCACAGAGAGUCUACCGCAACUUCCACUACAGGAAACAGACCAAGGACCAGUGGGCCAGGGACGACCCUGCUUUCCUAGUACUGCUCAGUGUCUGGCUCUGUGUGUCAACAAUAGGCUUUGGUCUGGUGCUGGACAUGGGAGUCCUAGAAACUCUGAAGCUGCUGCUGUGGGUGGUCUUUGUUGACUGUAUAGGAGUUGGUCUGCUCAUAUCAACCCUUAUGUGGGUUAUCACCAACAAGUACCUGCUGAAACAUCCCAGCAGAAACUUCGAUGUGGAGUGGGGCUACGCGUUCGAUGUUCACCUCAACGCUUUCUACCCUCUUCUAGUCAUCCUGCAUUUCCUGCAACUCUUUUUCAUCAACCAUAUUGUGGUGAUAAACUCAGAGUGGUUCCUGGGAUACUUUGUUGGGAACACUAUGUGGCUGAUCGCCAUCAGUUAUUAUCUCUACAUCACAUUCUUAGGGUACAAUGUUCUACCCUUCCUGAAGAACACUGUGGUGCUGCUCUACCCCUUCGCUUUGCUCGGCCUAAUCUACGUCCUCUCCGUGUCCCUGGGCUGGAACUUCACCCGGGGUCUCUGCUGGUUUUACAAGUACAGAGUCCAGUAGGACCAGUUUGUCUGUGAGAUUGGACACUAGUUGGCUCCAGGCAGACACAAAAUCACUCGCACGUAGGUGGCAACGAAUCCAUUUCCUGCUUCUGUCGGUCAGCAUCUGGUUGACUCUUAGUGAACUGGGACUCACUGAGCUGGACUCUCUAUUGACUCUGUUGAUAUUCUUUUUGGCUCUUAUGUUGAGCUGCAAAGUCAAUGAUGUGAUUGGACUGGUAUUAGAGACAAGGGGACAGAUGAGACACAGCUUUUACUGUUGUUCUUUUUGUAUUAUUUGUAAAUAGUAUCGAAGCAGGUUGUAAUAUAUACACACACCAGUGGCUGUUUCUGAAGAGGAAGAAUUUGCUUUGUUUCUUUGAGUUUUCUUACAAAAAAAAAAAAAAAGCCUGAAAAAUCUAAUCUUGCUUAUUGAAGAGAUAAAAUGAAUGUGAGGAACAUGGGGUGCAAGCCUUUUUUUUUUUCUUUUCUUUUUUCUUAAAGUGUACAUUCUUAAGCACUUUCAAUAAAAGGUUUUAUUAAUUUAA
This is a messenger RNA of Acanthopagrus latus (yellowfin seabream), 1407 nucleotides long. RefSeq names its product unc-50 homolog (C. elegans) (gene unc50). NCBI's taxonomy places the organism in Eukaryota, Metazoa, Chordata, Actinopteri, Spariformes, Sparidae. Gene Ontology annotation, cellular component: Golgi membrane. The coding region runs from base 108 to 881 and encodes 257 amino acids. The record is from RefSeq and is a predicted model, not a curated record. The transcript has 6 exons.